Dinoponera quadriceps is the source of this 1550-nucleotide messenger RNA. It is a transcript of the gene POLDIP2, whose product is annotated as polymerase delta-interacting protein 2. Gene Ontology annotation, molecular function: DNA binding. The transcript has 6 exons. The record is from RefSeq and is a predicted model, not a curated record. Bases 163 to 1167 code for a protein of 334 amino acids. Lineage: Eukaryota; Metazoa; Arthropoda; Insecta; Hymenoptera; Formicidae. Gene Ontology annotation, cellular component: mitochondrial nucleoid; nucleus. Gene Ontology annotation, biological process: error-free translesion synthesis.
UGUCAGCAAUAUAAACAGUAUAACCUCCGGUAUUCCGAGAUGAUGGGAAAAUAUCAGUAGAAAUGUCGUUACAACGGCGACUGUCGCACAUUAUUUUUCAUCCUGCGACGUAAAUCUCUGAUUAUUGUCCUGCGAAUAUCUGCAAUAUUUUCCCCAUAAAUCAUGGAACUCAUGCGUACUCUCGUCGGCCACAACCUUAAACGAUCCUUCCUGAAGGUGCCCGGGAGAUUCUGCGUGCAACAUGCGCGAUACAUCAGAUUAGCCGAGGUUGGAAAACUGGAAACACCAAAACUACAAGGAAAGUAUGAGACAGGUCAGCUGAUUUUGCACAGAGUCUUCGGUUAUCGUGGUGUAAUUCUCUUUCCAUGGCUAGCCAGAGUAUACGACAGGGAUAUAUCUAAUAAGAAGGAAGAGAAAGAUGAUAAUUUCAACAGUGUUGGUAAAGAAGUUAAGGGUAGAACGCAUACGUUUUACCAAGUCCUGAUCGAUCAGCGAGAUUGUCCUUACAUACGCGCCCAAACUGAAGCGGUGACCUUCCUGGGCAAUCAUGAAAGCAGUCGCAGCUUGUACGCCAUCCCCGGGUUGGAUUAUGUCGCACACGAGGAUGUAUUGCCGUACAGUACAAACGAGAAAGCGGCUCUGCAGCACGAAUUGUUCGACAAGUUUCUGACUUACGAUUCGAACAAAGAACCGUGCUUCGUAGCUCAGGAGACUCUCCGUGCGUGGCAGAAGAAGAACCAUCCGUGGCUCGAACUGUCCGAUGUACAUAAGGAAACCACCGAGAAUGUCCGUAUCACUGUCAUACCGUUCUACAUGGGUUGCAGAGAAAGUCAGACGACUUCUGUGUACUGGUGGCGUUACUGUAUCCGACUGGAGAAUUUAGGUGAAUUGAGCGUGCAACUGCGCGAGAGGCACUGGAGAAUAUUUAGCCUGUCGGGCACACUGGAAACUGUGAGAGGAAGAGGCGUGGUCGGCCAGGAACCGGUGCUGUCGAAAGCUCUACCCGCUUUCCAAUAUAGUAGUCACGUGAGCUUGCAAGCUCCUAGCGGUCACAUGUGGGGUACGUUUAGGAUGGAAAGAGAGGAUGGAUACGCGUUUGAUUGUAGAAUACCACCGUUCUCUUUGGAAUCGAAAGCCGAAGAGUCGUCGCCCAACGUGGAAGUGUGACUCUCCGAAGACGAAUGGCAUAACAAUUAUGACUGUUAACUAGGACUAGUAUAAUGUGUAACUUUGUUAGAUGAGCAUAUACGAUGAUUUAUAAGUAUAGACAAGACGAAACUGAAACAAACUUGAAUACGGAAUUUAUGAAGAUUUGUGAUAAUACAUGACAUCGGUUUUCCAAUUUCAAUAAAAUUAUAAUGUAUAUAUUUUCUCCCAAAGACCGCUUAUGAUCUGUUGCGAAGGAUGUGGAUUUCUUUCCGUAGUUACGCGUGUUCUCCAACAGCCUGAUUAUACCUUGACUUUUCCAAAUGACAUGUACAGGAAUUUAUAUAUAAAAAACAUGUAAAAGCUCACGUAUAUCGUAAAUAUAGCAAGAAAAAAAAAAUACA